UUGGUCAGGGUUGGCAGUGGACAUUUGCGGUCUGGUCUCCGUCCCACCAGGUCAGGGUGACCAUCCAACUCACCCGCCGCCCAGAAGCAUCAACUACCUCUGACAAUCGAUGUCCAACCCAGAACCAAGCAAGAGCUCGAAAGGAAAACAUCCUCAGCUGGAACAGCAACCAGAAGAGUCAUCCUUCGACCGGCCCGGACCCGGGGCCGGCCUCCAACCAGCUACCACCGUUCGAGCAAAGGAUAAGAUACUGGCGGCAUGUGCGGGAGGAUGUUUGACAAGUUUGACAAUGACUCCGUUGGAUGUCGUCAAAACUCGUCUGCAAACUCAAUCUCAACCUUUUUCCGGAUUAGCUUAUUGUCCCUCCUCAACAACAACGACCCUCAACCAUCUGAUGCACGAUCAUCCGCUCUCCCAAGCUUACCCCUGUCGCCCCUCACCCUCCUCGACUGGCACCCUAGCCACCCUGCUCCAAAUCGUUCGUCUCGAGGGCAUUAGCUCACUCUGGCGAGGAAUCGCGCCUACCCUUAUGAUCUCCAUCCCGGCACAGGCAAUCUAUAUGCUCGGAUACGAUAGCCUCCGCUCGGCCUUCCUCGAGCUCGUCCCGCCGAGCAGCAGGGACGGCCUAUCUUCGGGGUCCUCUUCGGUCCAGCUGAUCCCGCUCGUCUCCGGGAUCCUGACACGCUCGUUUGUCGUCUCGCUAUUCUCGCCGCUGGAGCUGAUUCGGACACGGCUCCAGUCAACGCCCUCAACUCGACCUGAGCUAGUCCGGCUUGCGCCAUUCGAUCCGAACGCCCGGGGUGGUUGGGGGAGCCCCCGCCCGAUCCUUGGCACGCUGCUCGAUUUGGUGCGCUCGACCGGUCUUCGGAGUCUUUACCAGGGGCUACCGGCGACCCUGUGGCGGGACGUGCCCUUUAGCGGGCUCUACUGGUCCUCAUACGAGGCCGUCCGGCCGAUGCUCAGCGGCGGACUAGGCUUUGGCGAGGCCGACCGUCGGGCCAGUGUCCACCAGCUUGCCCUCCAGAGCUUCCUUGCCGGCUCCUUUAGCGGCGCUCUCGCCGCUACUCUCACUAAUCCCUUCGACGUUGUCAAGACCCGCAGACAGGCUUCCCCUUCUCUCCCCCCUCCCUUGACCUCAUCCUCAUCCUCCCGUACUCUAAGACUCCCUGGGACCAUACGUAUCAUUCUUCAGAUCGCCCGCUCUGAGGGCAUUAGAAAAGGGCUCAUGAGAGGUCUCUCCCCGCGGCUGGCCAAAGUUAUCCCUAGCUGUGGAAUUAUGAUUGCUUCGUAUGAAGGACUUGCUCAAGUACUUUCAAAGUACUAGGUUCAUACACAUCUUUUCGAGAGACCUCGCUUUCGCCGUCCAUCCUACUCAUCCAGUCUUUCAUGGACUUCCUACUUCUGCUGUUCGUGUAAAACGUUUGCUACUUCGGCUUUACUUCUUCCGCUUUCAAUUUUUACUCGCAGAAUUCACAUUUUUCUUAUGAAAUAUUAUAGACUUGUCAUCAUCAUUCCUAUUCCUCUCCAUCCACCCCCUCAGCAAAUUAAUGAAUCAAUUUAUCAAUCAAUCAAUCAACAAAAAAAGUGCAUAUCUCUUGUAGACCUUUUCUCUCUAUUUCCAUCCCCCUUCUGUCUUCCGGAUCACUAACUGCAACACCCACACAUACAAAUAAUCUAAUGCUUUGUUGACGGGCACUAUCUUUUAUCCCCCUUUUUGUCUUGUAGAUAAAUAUUAUCAUCCCUUUCAAUUCUUAGAAUUAGACUCAGAAAAAUUAACAAGCAACUUAAUGUUAUUUUAACUAUGA
Molecule: messenger RNA, 1805 nt
Organism: Puccinia graminis f. sp. tritici CRL 75-36-700-3
Lineage: Eukaryota; Fungi; Basidiomycota; Pucciniomycetes; Pucciniales; Pucciniaceae
Exons: 3
Coding region: 110-1324 (404 amino acids)
Biological process (GO): mitochondrial transmembrane transport
Source: RefSeq, a predicted model, not a curated record